This is a messenger RNA of Lasiodiplodia theobromae, 909 nucleotides long. RefSeq lists its product as uncharacterized. The record is from RefSeq and is a predicted model, not a curated record. The transcript has 2 exons. NCBI's taxonomy places the organism in Eukaryota, Fungi, Ascomycota, Dothideomycetes, Botryosphaeriales, Botryosphaeriaceae. The coding region runs from base 1 to 909 and encodes 302 amino acids.
AUGCCUCACAAACACAAGCGCAAGGCCAGAGAAGAUGACGAUUUCGACCUCCCCCCGACCGCGCGUGCAAAGCCGCUAUCCGUUCGAGAAUCCGGGACCUUGAGCGACAGCUUCGCUUCCAAGACAAAGCAACGCAAGGACAAGAAGAAGGCUAAGCGGAUAGAGGGAUAUGGCGCAGACGACACACCCAAGGCCUUCGCGCGCCUUAUGCAGUUUUCACAAACCCGUAAGGGCGUCAAGGGGCUCGAUGACGGCAACGAGCCUCGCGGCAAGAAGCGCAAGGCCAACGGUGACAGCAAGGGUAGCCAAAAACCGGAACCCGCAAAACCCACACCGGAGGUGCCCAAGAUCCAACCGGGCGAGCGCAUGUCCGAUUUUGCAGCGCGUGUGGACCAGUCACUACCCGUCGCGGGCCUAGCCCGCAAGGGCAAAAAGAUCGAAGGGUUCAAGGAACGGCAGACAAAGACGGAGAAGAGAAUCCAAAAGAUGAUUAGCCAAUGGCACGAAGAAGAGGAGAAGAUCAAGGAGCGGGAGCAAGAGGAGCGAGACCUGGCUGAGAUCGAGGAGGACGAGCAGGAAGCCAUGUGGGAAGACAAGUUGGCCCCGAUACCAACGGAAGGAGGCGGGAAGAAGAAGGGCAAGCGAAAGGGCGGUGUUGAGGAUGACCCGUGGGCUGUGCUCAAGCAGAAGAGAGAGGAGCCGAAGGGCUUGAACGAUGUCGCACAGGCUCCGCCGACUUUCAAAGCAAUACCGAAGGAAAAGUUCAAGGUCAAGAACGGCGCGAGGGUCCAGGUUGCGGAUAUCCCGAACGCGGCGGGCAGUUUGAAGAGGAGAGAGGAGUUGGGCGAGGAACGCAAGAAUAUCAUCGAGAGAUACAGGGCUAUGAUGGCGGAGAAGAAGGGCGCUUGA